AUGAGAUUCGCUGCUGUUGCCACUCUCGCCUUCGUCGGCGCUGUCGCUGCCCAGAACUCGACCACUGCUGCCACUGGCUGUGUUGCCAAGGACAAUGCUUGCCGUACCACUCGCAUGCCCGAUGGCUCUUCUGCCAACCAGGCCCAAUGCUCUGCCAACAAUGCUCAAUGCCAGGGCGACUGCUACUCUGCCUACAACACCUGCAGAACCACUCCCGUCGAUGGUCUCUCCGCCAACCAGGCCCAAUGUGUCUCUGAAUACGCUACCUGCCUCGGCGAGAACCCCGUCGCUGCCUCUGGCGGUUUGAUCUCUUCUUUCAUCCCCUACUCGGCCACUGCCACUGUCAGCGCUUCUUCUACUGCCUCUGCCUCGGCCAGCGCUUCUGCCGCCAACUGCGUUGCUAAGGACAACGCCUGCCGUGCCAGCGACCCCGUCACCGGUCUUUCUGCCAACCAGGCUCAGUGUUCUGCUGAGAACGCUCAGUGCCAGGGUGAUUGCUACGCUGCCCUUGGCAAGUGCCAGACCACUCGCAUGCCUGACGGUUCUUCUGCCAACCAGGCCCAGUGUGUCUCUGAAUACGCCACUUGCCUCGGCGAGAACCCUGUUGCCUCCACCGGUGGCAUCAUCUCCUCGUUCAUUCCUUACACCGCUACUGCCUCUGCCUCUGCUUCCAGCAUGGUCUACAUGACUGAGGUCGUUACNUGCGUGAGUAUCCUCCUUUAUGUCCCGACAUUUCUGAUGGGUAUCAUGCUAAUCUCGCAAAACAGACUCACCACCGUAUGCCCUGCCCCCACCGCUGGCGCCUACGUCACCACCAUCCACAGCAACGUCUACACCGUCUCCUCGGCCACCACCAUCACCGUCACCAACUGCCCUUGCACCGUCUCGAGCAAGGUCCCCGCUGCUUCCGUCACCGGCGGUGCUCAAGGCGGUAUGAUGACCUCUGCUGGCAACGGCAACAAGAACGGCACCGCCACUGCCACUCAGAGCAAGCCUGCUGUUUACACUGGCGCUGCUGCCAACGUUGCUGCUGGUAUGGGUUUCCUUGGUGCCGCUGCUGGUGCCGUUAUGCUUUUGUAA
This is a messenger RNA of Aureobasidium uvarum, 1080 nucleotides long. Lineage: Eukaryota; Fungi; Ascomycota; Dothideomycetes; Dothideales; Saccotheciaceae. The record is from the annotation of a GenBank genome assembly.